AUGAGUUCGUCGGAGGCGGAUAGCGAGUUGGAAGGCGAUGACGGAUAUGACCAGCUAUAUUCGGACUCCGAUGCCGACGACAUCGAUUUGCCGAAAUGGUAUGAAAACCUACCGACGUUCGGUAAUUGCACCAAACUUUCGGCGUCCGAAAUCGAAGCCCUACGAUUCGAAGCGGAAAAAGUAUUGGAACAUCAGCCACAGGCCGAUCAAAAAAAAUCAUGGAUUACCGAAAUUGCCAAACAGGGUACGUAUUCGGACAAAAUCGCAGCGCUCACCAUAAAGAUCCAAGAAGAUCCAUUGCACAACAUCGCCGCAUUGCAGAAUCUCGUGCACAUGGUAAAAAUUGGCAAAAAGCAACAGUGUUCCCUCGUCAUUGAUUCCUUAACGGAAUUGUUCACCAGGGUAUUGGUGAAAACCGAACUGUUACCUUUUGAGCACCAGCCGUUGAGCGAGUUGUCAAAGGUGGAUGAUUUGAAACAACGUAAGCUGUUGCUUAGCUCAUGGUUAUUUGAAGAGAAACUGAAAAAAUUGUAUACUAGUUUUGUCGAAGCUCUAAGCACCGUUGGUUUAGACUCUGUACCGGUAAAUCGUGAAAAAAGUAUUACAGCUAUGUACAAAUUAUUAAUUAAUAGCACUGAAUGUGAAAUGCAGAUCGUUAAAUACCUCGUGAAUAAAUUUGGUGAUACAGUACAUAAGGUCGCAUCAAAAGCUAUGUAUACAUUGCGGCUUGUUUUAAAACAUCGAUCAAAUCUCAAUCUAACUAUUUUUGAAGAAGUUAGAAAAUUACUAUUUCGUUCAAAUAUCAAUCAAAGAGCUCAAUACUAUGGUAUUUGUUUUUUAACCCAAAUUGACACUAAAGAAAUAGCUAAAGAUGUAAUUGAACUUUACUUGUCAUUCUUUAAAGCGUGUGUGAAAACUGGAGCGAUUGAUUCACGGCUCAUCGGAGCUUUACUGGUUGGUGUCAAUAAAUCGUAUCCACAUGUAAGAAGUGGUAUUCAACCAGAACAAAUACAAACUAUGUAUAAGAUUGUUCAUUUAGCGCCAUUCAACAUAUCUUUACAAGCCUUGUUAUUAAUCAGGCAAUUGGAAAAUAAUGAUAGGUACUAUAGUGCACUAUAUAAAAAAAUAUUAGAUGAGAGAUUCACCACUACGUCACAUCAAGCUAUAUGUAUUCACUUAAUUCACAAAUCCAUUUGGGAUGAUAAAUGUACAGAACGUAUGGUGGCUUUUAUGAAGCGUAUAUUUCAAAUGAGCUUAUAUUGUCCAGUUCCUAUGAUAGCUGGAAUAUUUUGUAUGUCAUCGCGAUUAAUGAAGAAACACAAAGGAAUCAUUGGUAAACCUAUAUUUGAAGAUGUUACAACUGAUAUUACUCCAAAACCAUUGGCUAUUUUAAAUGAUACAAUGAAAAAUGAAGAAGUCGAAGAAGAAAAAUAUUUUGACGUACAAUCCAAUUUAACAGAUUCAACUGAAACACAUUUAAAAUCUUCUUGGUAUCAUGUUAAAGCUCCUCAAGUAGUAAAAGAACCUGAGCUACCUCAAGGGCCCAAGGAAAGAGAAAUUCUAAAUUACUAUGAUUAUACUGCUAGAAAUCCAAGAUAUGCAGGAGGUGAGCAUGCAGUUUUAGCUGAACUUAUUCCUUUAUGUCGACACUAUCAUCCUACUGUUGCAACUUUUGCUAAUAGAAUAAUAUCUGGUAAAUCUAUAUACUAUGAUGGCAAUCCUCUAGCGGAUUUUACCUUAUUACAUUUUCUUGAUCGGUUUUCAUUUAAAAACCCUAAAAAACCAAGAGAAGGAGAGGGUGAAGAAAACGAAGAACUAUUUAGAUCGGUUGGUACUUCUCGAAAGCACUAUGUCCCUAAAGGGUUAAAAAGCAUGUCUGUAGUAAGUGAAGAAUAUUUAAGACACGAAGAAAAACAAAUACCCUUAGAUGAAGUAUUCUUAUACAAAUACUUAAAACAAAGACCAAAACAGAAUAAAAAACAUGCUGAAAAUCCUGAUGAAGAUGGUUUUAGUGAUGUUGACAGUGUUAACAGUGAUGAUUUCAAUGAGUUAUUAGAUGGCAUGAUGGGUGCUAAGAAAAAGAAAAAGUAUGAUUUUUCACGUGGUUUUGAGAAGGAAAAAUCUAAAAGAGUUAAGAAGCCCAUCGAGGAAGAAUCUGAAAGUGACGACGACGAUGACGACGAUGAUUUUGCUGUUCCACGAAAAUCUAAGAACUUGGCAGAUCUAGCUGUGCCUGCAGAAAAGUUUGCAGCAAUGUUGGAUGCAGCUGGGAAAAAAAAAUCUGGCGGAAGAGAUGACAUAUUAAUAAGGGACAAUGCUUCAACAAAACAACUUGAUUGGGAAAAAAAGAAAAGCGGUGGAAAGCGCAAGAGAUUAGAAGAUGGUAGAAAAAACAGAAAACGACAUCAUAUACAAAACCGAUGA
This is a messenger RNA of Macrosiphum euphorbiae (potato aphid), 2424 nucleotides long. Lineage: Eukaryota; Metazoa; Arthropoda; Insecta; Hemiptera; Aphididae. The record is from the annotation of a GenBank genome assembly.